Symbiodinium sp. CCMP2592 is the source of this 2304-nucleotide messenger RNA. NCBI's taxonomy places the organism in Eukaryota, Dinophyceae, Suessiales, Symbiodiniaceae. The record is from the annotation of a GenBank genome assembly.
AUGGCGCGCCUUGGCUACGAUGCCAUGGUGACCGUGGAUAUGGACCAUCUGGAUUCCUUUGCGGACACGUCGGAGGAGACGAGGCACCUGCUACGCAGCCUCGAUGAGCAGGGGCAGCUGCUGCCUACCAUGGUGGAAACCACCAACCGUGCUCCCCAGGGCCGAAAGCUGGGCUACCACGCGCUUGGGCUCCUGGCCUUCGGCGCCCUCUCCCUGGCCGUCGUCGCCCGCUACGCCCCGAUGGCGGGCCCAGAGAAGCGAGGGGAUGAGCGGUCCUUCACGCAACGCUUUCUCGACCGAGGCUGUGCCGGGAGUUCCCCUGAGCCCGUGAAUUGCCGGCUGGGAGAGAAAGACAAGAAGUCACUGGUCUUCCUGUCCAGCACUGCCCUCGAGACGCCCGAGGCCAUGUCAACCUUCAAAGACAUGGUGGUGAAGCUGCCGACUGUGCGGUCGAACCCUCGGGAGAACAUGUACUCCGGUGUGAAAGUUCUGCUACUGGAGGAUGCCGCCUUCCUGAAGCAGAGCUUUUGGGACAAUCAGGUCGCCAGCUUCGGGAAUCCCAGGGCCAUGAAUUACAGGAAGAUUGCUGCCGGAUGCCUGAACUUCGAUGCGGAAGACGUGAAGUCUUGGACAGGAGGGUUCAGAAGUCUGGACGGCGGCUGGGCUUACGACAACGCAGGAGCCGACGGACUCGGCCAAGUGGGCUUUGAUCCAAGUGCAUUCACCAAGGUUUCCAUCUUCGGUAUGUGUGCCAGCAAAGAGCAGGCAAAGUCCCUGUUCCACCUGCAGACGCGGAACCUACACCCCAAUGUCUCCAUGGCCGUCAUUCCUGGCUCCCCAUGCCUCGGGGCUCUCAAGAAGCUCAUCGAAGAGUCUAGCAUCCUCUUCGCCAAUGGUGGGAACCCGGACAUGUAUGGUUUUGUGCUGAAGAAGUUUGCGCCCGAGCUGGGCGAGCUCAUCGCCAAGCGAGUUCGGGAGGGCAGCUUGUUGUACAUGGGUCGUUCGGCUGGCGCCAUGACGGCCAGCCGAGACUUUGGCUUGACAUACGAACCCAAUCCGGCACUCACCACGGUUCUUCUGGACCGAGACACGACGGGGCUUUCCCUCGCCGGGGAGUGUGCACUGCGGCCGCACAUCCACGACCACCUCUGGGAUAUUCCGGCAAAGGUCUAUGCAAGGGCGACGGGCGAAACUGUGGUGCUGGCGGCCAAUGGCGAGGGCUUGUUUUGCAAUCAGGGAUGUUGCGGCAUGACCGGGAAGACGGAGCUGACCGACCCGAAGUCCUUGCUUCACCACGACAAGCACGCGAGUCGGAUGGAGCAGGUCUUCAAAGCGGCAUACAGAAGCUACUCUCCCGAGAGCUUUCACUUCGGCGAGCAGCUUCCGAACCCUGAGUGCCAGGCAGCUGGUCCAGUACUGCUGGCAAGCUCAAGCUUGGACAACGACGCCGCCAAGGAGGAGUUGAAGAGCCUGCUUCGGCGCUUGCCUUCUACUGAGUCCCAUGCAGAUCUGUUUCCGGCACUUCAGGUGCUGUCUUUGGACGAUGGUGCUUAUUUGAGCACAGACUUCUGGGACGCCUCCAGGCAUGGCUUCGCAAGCCCGGCCGGUCUGAACUAUGUGCGGUCUGCGUCGAUGACGCCGCUCACGGCUGUGACGGCAGCGACAGAGGACUUCAAAGGCUUCCUCCCGGGUGAUGUCGUCAGCGCCGAUGCCGCGUUGCGACAGCUGGGCCUUAACGAAAUCACCCACGUCUCCGCGUUCGACCGGUGUGCAACCGGCGAGCAGAAGAAUUCCCUGUUCCAACUUCAGUCAGAAGGCAAGGCUCCGGAAGUAUCGAUGGAGUUGGAUACCUCCGAUCCAUGUCUCAAAGUCCUUGAAGAGCAAAUCGAUGCUGUGGACGUCGUCGUGGUCCCAUCUGGUAACGCAGAUUUCCUCACAUACGUCUACACGAAGUUUGCUCCGAGCCUCGGGAAGAAGAUUCUGCAACGUGUGAAGGAAGGCGACCUGAUCUUCCUUGGCCAAGGUGCUGGGUCCAUCUUUGCAGGGAAGAGCAUUGCAGCCACUGCGGCCCCGAAUCCAUCGAUACUGAAGCACCUGCUACAUGGGAAGAUGGACGGCUUACAACUUGUGGACUGCGCCUUGCGCCCUUCCUGGGACGAUGAGAAGAAAUGGUGGGACAUUAGCUUACCUCUCCUGGAGGAUGCGAUGCACACCGACAUCUUAGGCUUGCGAGAUGGAAAUGCAUCUGGGCUCCUUUUUCUGGUACUGAUUCUCCCCCCCCCCCCCCCCCGCCUUCCUCGCUGA